CCUCUUGCGGAUCACUGAGACUCGGCGACACCCACAAUGUCGAUCGACUACCUUCUCCACGAAAGCCCCAUUGGCUAUGCGGUCUUCAAGGUUAUCUUGCAGCCCGAUACGAUAGGUAGCCGCCUCCAGGAAGUGCAGAAAGCUGUGCAGGACUUGGACAAAUUCGGAAAGACCGUCGAACUCGUCGGCCUUGCGCCGUUCCAAGGCACCCAAGAUGCGCUCCAGGAAAUCAACGAUAUCAGUGAGGGUAUCUUGUCUGACUUUCUGCGCGCAACGCUCGAGACCAACCUCCCGAAGGCUGGAAAGAAAAAGACCAUCACCCUAGGUGUCAGCGAGAAAAACUUGGCAGGAAGCAUCAAGGCGGCCUUUCCCAACCUCUCGUGCGAGACCAGCGAUACGUCCGAAGUCACCGGCGACCUGCUCCGUGGUCUCCGCCAGCACUCGGGCAAACUCAUUAAGAAGCUCCAGCCUGGCGACAUCGACAGGUCCAUUCUCGGUCUUGGUCACGCUUACUCGCGAGCGAAGGUGAAGUUCAGCGUCCAGAAGCAGGACAACCACAUCAUUCAGGCCAUCGCGACUCUUGAUCAGAUCGACAAGGAUCUGAAUCAAUUCUGCAUGCGCCUGCGCGAGAAUUACGGAUGGCAUUUCCCAGAGCUUUCCAAGAUCGUGUCCAACAACGAGCAGUACGCCAAGGUCGUUCUUGCGAUUGGUAACAAGUCGCGCCUCACCGAGGACGAUCUUCACGAUUUGGCCGCUGUUGUGGACGACGAUGAGGGGGUUGCGCAAGCUAUUGUCAAGGCUGCUCGGACGAGUAUGGGACGAGACCUGUCUGAAGCUGACAUGGAGAUUGUCAUGGCUUUCGCAAAGCGCACUGCUUCGUUGGCCGCGUACCGAAAACAGCUCUCCAACUACCUUGGAAGCCGCAUGGGCCAAGUUGCUCCUAACCUUGCUGCUCUUAUCGGCGACACCGUUGGAGCGCGCCUCAUUUCCAAGGCCGGAUCCCUGACGAACUUGUCCAAGUACCCUGCAUCGACUGUGCAAAUUCUUGGUGCUGAGAAGGCUCUAUUCCGAGCACUCAAGACUAAGGGUAACACGCCUAAGUAUGGUCUCAUUUACCACUCGUCGUUCAUUGGAAAGACGGGCGCGAAGUCCAAGGGCCGGAUAUCUCGUUUCCUCGCCAACAAGUGCUCCAUUGCGUCAAGAAUCGACAACUUCUCUGACACCCCAACCUCUAAAUUCGGUGAAGCUUUGAAGCGCCAAGUCGAAGAGCGAAUCGAGUUUUACGCGUCCGGCGCGCCACCUGCGAAGAACUCCGCUGUCAUGCAGGCGGCUAUGAACUCCGUGCUGGCAGACAUCGGUGUUGAGGACCCCACCGCGACUGCGACUGAAGACGUUGAGAUGGCUGACGGUGUCACGGCCGCCGCUACCGAACAGGCUGCUCGCAAGGAGAAGAAAGAGAAGAAGGACAAGAAGAAGGAUAAGAAAUCGAAGCACGCUGAUGAGGAGGAGGUUUCUGAGAAGAAGUCCAAGAAGGACAAGAAGCGGAAACACGGUGACGACGAUGGCGAGAGCAAAAAGAAGAAGAAGAGCAAGGCAUAGUUGACUGAUCCUCUGGAUUGAGCAACACACUUGCUUUUGUAUUCGUAUGCUGCUUGUAUCGGCGUUGUAUGGUGGACUGGGUAUUUUCGGGCGUUUUUUUG
Dothidotthia symphoricarpi CBS 119687 is the source of this 1700-nucleotide messenger RNA. Its product is annotated as Nop domain-containing protein. Bases 37 to 1599 code for a protein of 520 amino acids. Lineage: Eukaryota; Fungi; Ascomycota; Dothideomycetes; Pleosporales; Dothidotthiaceae. The transcript has 4 exons. Gene Ontology annotation, cellular component: small-subunit processome; box C/D methylation guide snoRNP complex. Gene Ontology annotation, molecular function: snoRNA binding. The record is from RefSeq and is a predicted model, not a curated record.